AUGACUUUACCCUUAAUUUUGUAGCAAAGAGUAGUAGAAUCACUAAUAAUUCUCAAUGGCAACUCACUACUGGUCUUAUCUCCUCUAUUGCCUAGUCCUGCUGUCUGGAUCCUUGGUCACCUCUAAUGGUGCUAAACCAAGCCAUUACUCAAUGCCCUUCAACCGGAGCAGUUUUCCGGCCGGUUUCGUAUUUGGUGCCGGUAUUGCCGCUCACCAGUCUGAAGGAGCUGCAAAUAUAGAUGGAAGGGGGCAAAGUAUUUGGGAUACCUUCACCAAGAACCACCCAGAGAAAAUAUGGGAUCAUAGCACAGCCAAUAUAGCUGAUGACUUCUAUCACCAUUACAAGGAAGACAUACAAUUGAUGAAAAAAAUUGGGCUUGAUUCCUUCAGAUUUUCAAUCUCCUGGUCAAGAGUAUUGCCUAAGGGAAAAAUCAGUGGGGGAGUGAAUCCAUUGGGUGUCAAAUUCUACAACAAUCUUAUUGAUGAGCUCCUAUCCAAUGGACUAGUGCCCUUUGUGACAAUAUUCCACUGGGAUCUUCCACAAGCACUUGAAGAUGAAUAUGGUGGAUUCUUAAGUUCUAAGAUUGUGAAUGACUUCCAGGAUUACGCGGACUUCUGCUUCAAAACAUUUGGUGAUAGAGUCAAGCACUGGGUAACCCUAAAUGAACCUUAUUCAUACAGCAACAAUGGCUACAACACCGGCACAUUCGCCCCUGGCCGAUGCUCGAAUUACAUUGGAAACUGCACUUCCGGCAACUCGGCCACCGAGCCCUACAUUGUUGCUCAUAAUCUGCUUCUAUCUCAUGGCAUUGCUGUCAAAUUGUACAAACAAAAAUACCAGGCUUAUCAAAAGGGACAAAUUGGGAUCACAAUUGUAACAAAUUGGUUUGUACCCCAAAAUGAGAAAUCAGCUGCUGACCAUAGAGCUGCCUACAGAGUUCUUGAUUUUCUCUUUGGAUGGUUUGCUGAUCCGGUCAUUCACGGGGAUUAUCCGAAGGUUAUGAGAGAAAUAGUAGCAGAGAGAUUGCCUAAAUUCACCAAGUCUGAAUCUGAAAUGCUUAAAGGGUCAUUGGAUUUUCUUGGAGUGAAUUAUUAUACAACAAAUUAUGCAGCACAUACUUUAACCUACCCUCGUGUUAACCUAAGUUACUCCACUGAUAAUCAUGCUGCUCUUUCAACUUAUAGAAAUGGAAAACCCAUCGGUACACCGACACCAUUGAAUUGGCUUUUCAUCUACCCAAAGGGGAUCAGAGCUCUGAUGCUUUAUAUAAAGAACAAGUACAACAAUCCACCAGUCUAUGUUACUGAGAAUGGAUAUGCUGACUCAGUGAAUACAUCAAAGCCAAUUAAAGAAAUUGUUAAGGAUGGUAUGAGAAUAAAAUACUAUCACAGGCAUCUCUACUCUCUCUUACAAUCCAUCAAGGAAGGAGCAAAUGUGAAGGGAUACUAUGCUUGGUCAUUGUUUGAUGACUUUGAAUGGGAUGCUGGUUACACAGUUGGGUUUGGGAUGAUAUAUGUGGAUUUCAAGAAUAAGUUGACAAGAUACAUGAAAUACUCUGCUUAUUGGUUUAAAAUGUUCCUACUCCACUGAAUAUUUAUGUAUCUUUGUCUAAAUAUGAGAAUUCUCUAAGAAAGAUAUAUAUUCUUUUUUAGAGAAUUUGUAUGACGUCAUUUUAAGAGAAUAAAUUGGUAAGUUUGUAUGGUAUCAUUUAUCCGAGAGAAUUGGCAAGUUCAUUGUUGGCUACCGAAAAAA
Messenger RNA from Tripterygium wilfordii, 1753 nucleotides. RefSeq names its product vicianin hydrolase-like. NCBI's taxonomy places the organism in Eukaryota, Viridiplantae, Streptophyta, Magnoliopsida, Celastrales, Celastraceae. Gene Ontology annotation, biological process: carbohydrate metabolic process. Gene Ontology annotation, molecular function: beta-glucosidase activity. Bases 56 to 1591 code for a protein of 511 amino acids. The record is from RefSeq and is a predicted model, not a curated record. The transcript is spliced from 12 exons.